Aplosporella prunicola CBS 121167 is the source of this 2606-nucleotide messenger RNA. RefSeq lists its product as uncharacterized. Lineage: Eukaryota; Fungi; Ascomycota; Dothideomycetes; Botryosphaeriales; Aplosporellaceae. The record is from RefSeq and is a predicted model, not a curated record. The transcript has 4 exons. The coding region runs from base 293 to 2401 and encodes 702 amino acids.
CUCUCUAUACUAUGCAUCUGCCCACCAUACCUGAAUUGUGACCGUGCGAGGAAAGGAUAGUAACUUAACAGUACUCGCGUGCAUGUCCGAAAGAACAAGAAAACAUUAUACAGAUACCGUAGCGAUGCGUUAACUCAAUGAGUGGGAUCUCAUGUUAGGCGCAGCAAUUUCACGUGGGGCAGCAACAGACUGAGAAUAGCUACUUAGUUAUAUUCUUGCAUGAACAAAGGUUUUAUAAAAUGGAAGAACUUUCAGUCUUCAUCGCGGUACCGGCUUUUACUCUAAUCCCAUUAUGAGUUCACCUACGCUACCAGAUUAUUAUACCGUUUACCAGGGAGUCUGGACCAAUUCGGCUCAUGGCGGUCGAGUCUUUGGUGCCACGCUAACUUUAAAUCGGAGAGACGGCGCCCUCCUGGUUGCAUUUAUCGCGCUUUUUGUCACCUUGGUUGGAACAAGCUUUUGGAGACUCGUUUGCUACGCUUUUCACUACUAUCGAUCAACCGAACUCCCUCGAGACGGCCUUCACCACCAAGUUCAGGCGACCUUCAGAAAUUCUGCCAACGGAGCAAGCGGUAUAUGGGGUCUCAUCUCAAUUCUUAGAGCUUGGAGAAAGGAAUCGACCUCAAAGCAGCCAUAUCGCCAGGUCCUGCCGCCUAUAGCCAUCUCACUAUUCAUUGUUUGCGCUUUCGCUACGGCCUCAGGGUUCUCUUCCCGUAUAUCUUCAGCUAUUGGUAACGAAGUACUCAUCCGAAGCGAUAAUUGCGGAAUAAUAAUGCCAGAUAACCGGACAAUCCUCGACCUAGCUACUGUCAUAGGCCCGUACUCCCAACAGCGUGGCAAGGCUCACGCGAAUUAUGCAUCGCAAUGCUAUAACUCUACCAAUCCAGAGACCUGCAACAUAUACGUCAGAGACAGGCUCGAUGUAGAAGUUAUUAGAAACGCUAGUUGCCCAUUCGGCGAUGUCUGCACCAGACCGAACAACUCUCUCGUUUUGGAUUCCGGCCUCGUUAGUCUAAGCGACGAUUUAGGCGUCAACUUUCCACCGGCAAGGCACUUUUCUCUCCGAUACAAAGCUCAAUGUUCUCCCCUGAAGGUUGGGCCGUACCAAACGUUCCACAAUUACACAGACGAGAGUGGUGUGACUACCUAUGCAAGAUACCAUUACGGCCAGAAUAACCUUUGGCGCCACAACUACACUUAUGAGUAUCGGGCCAAUACCACCGAAUUAAACCUGGCUCCGGCCCCGGAUUACACAAUCAGUGUAAUGAGUGCUUCUCAAUAUAACGGCACAUUCAAGGGCACAAGUUCAGUUUUCUACCCGAUUCCAGAGCUCGAUUAUCCAAACGCCGACCUCGAUCUCUACUUCCUAUCGGCCAACGAGAUCGGAUUCGCACAAGAGGUCAAGGAUGACUGGUACUCAGCUCAGCAGCCCAGCUUGACGCGCUCGAACAUGCAACUAGGCGACGAGAAGCUACACACGUACAAGCAAGAUACACCAGUGUCUGUGCUGGCUUGCACGUCGCAGAAACAGUGGUGCAUUAGCAAGGACAGGUGCACGCAGCUUUUGAGCAACCACGAUGCGGCGAUCACAGCGGGCGACAUGGCAGGCGACGAGGCGGCACUGGCGUUAUUCAAAUGGCUCGCCUGGGCGACGGUGCAGAGCGGGCCGAGCAUUAGCAUGGCAGUCUCUACGCUGGGCUCACAGGCUUUGAUGGCCCGCGACAAAAUGUUCGGAAGCAUCCAGGGCCCUCUACCUGACAACCAAUGGCAAAUAGAGGUCGAAGAUUGGUUCAACGUCGUCCUGGCUAACAUGCAAGCUACGUACGUCGACGUCGCCACAGGUCCGGCUGAAGAGUCUGCUGUGCGGUUGUUGAAGCGUCCAAGCAAUAAGGAGGAAAAGUUUCUUUGUCUGAAUCAGAAAAUCCGUAGUACUGCCUAUACCAAUAUCUCCGUCUUCGGCCUCGUCAUAAUUCUAUCACUUGGUACCAUUAUCAUCCUACUCUCGACCUUUACGGAACCCCUGAUCGCCUUCAUUUUACGGCGCCGUCGGGCAGAUACUUAUGCCCAUCUUGAAUGGGGUGUAAAUGAGACUUUACAACUCCAGCGACUGGCCCAUGAGGGUAUAGGGAUAGGGCGAUGGAAAAAUUGCAGUGAUUCAGUACCUAUAACGGAGAAAGGAGAUGACUUGGGCGUGUUAGACUUGGAUCAGAGGGAGCAUGUAAGAUUGAAGGCGCCGGUGGCCGGAUGGGAGAAAGAGGUGGUGGCAAGAGUGGACAGUGUAGGGAGUGAAGAAAGCGGAGAAAGUAAGUGUGAAAAGGGAGAGGCUGGGAGUGAGGGUGGCGAAAGCCCGAGAUGCAUAAGGCCAUGCUCUGAUGAGAUACGACGGGAUGAGGAAGCGUAAGAGCUUGAGGGCAAGUAACGUGGGAUACUGUCAACUGGUCCGACAACAAAGGUGAGACAGGCUUCCCGGUCAUCUGUUCGGUUCAGGCGGGUUGGAAAUCGCCUAACACAUCUACCACCAUAUUCUCCUUUUGUAUUUGUGUUUCUUUCUGUCUACCAUGCAGUUUCCACCUCGUACGUGCUUCAUCAUACGCAAUCAUGGUUUC